This is a messenger RNA of Quercus lobata, 750 nucleotides long. Its product is annotated as 40S ribosomal protein S18. The record is from RefSeq and is a predicted model, not a curated record. Bases 97 to 555 code for a protein of 152 amino acids. Gene Ontology annotation, molecular function: structural constituent of ribosome; RNA binding. Gene Ontology annotation, biological process: translation. The transcript has 4 exons. Gene Ontology annotation, cellular component: cytosol; small ribosomal subunit; ribosome. Lineage: Eukaryota; Viridiplantae; Streptophyta; Magnoliopsida; Fagales; Fagaceae.
AGAGAUGAGAAAAAGUAAAGAAAGAAAAGCAAGAAAGCGGUUUCUCUCAUUCACGGCGUCCGUCGCAAACAGCCUCGCGGUGGUCUCUUCUGCAAAAUGUCUCUGGUGGCAAACGAGGAUUUUCAGCACAUCCUUCGUGUGCUGAACACAAAUGUGGAUGGAAAGCAGAAAAUCAUGUUCGCUCUCACCUCCAUCAAAGGUAUCGGUCGCCGCUUCGCCAACCUCGUCUGCAAGAAGGCCGAUGUCGACAUGAACAAGAGAGCUGGGGAAUUGAGUGCAGCUGAGCUGGACAAUCUGAUGACUAUUGUUGCCAACCCUCGUCAGUUCAAAAUCCCAGACUGGUUUUUGAAUAGGAAGAAGGAUUACAAGGAUGGAAAGUACUCUCAGGUCGUUUCCAAUGCUCUUGAUAUGAAGUUGAGAGAUGAUUUGGAACGCUUGAAGAAGAUCAGGAACCAUCGUGGUCUGAGGCACUACUGGGGCCUUCGUGUUCGUGGCCAACACACCAAGACUACAGGCCGCAGGGGAAAGACUGUUGGUGUCUCUAAAAAGCGCUGAGAUUUUAUUUUUCUUUGUUCCAAACUAAAUAUAUAUGGUUGGGCAAUCCAGAUUUUUGGCUAUUUAGUAUGUUUGAUUGGACAUUUUUAGAUUUUUGUUACUGUGGGCUGUGGUUGGGUGUUUCACUGUGGUUGUGUUUUUAAGCCUGUAACCCUAUUAUCAUAUUUGGUCAAUUUUGGUUUUUCUAUGGUUCUA